AUGAACCUAAUUGAGAUAAAAGUACCAGUCAAUUACUUGGAAAAAGACAAAAGUGUUCCUGUACAAACUGGGCAAACACCACCCCUUUUGCAGUAUUUUGGUACUCUCUUGACUAGAGGAAAUCUUAAUGCUUUCGAGUCAUUGGAACUAUCACGUCUUGUUGUGAACCAAAACAAGAAGAAUUUGUUGGAAAAUUGGCUAGCAGAAGACAAAUUAGAAUGCAGGGAGGAGCUAGGAGAUCUUGUGAAGGUGAGGCAAGUAAAAAAAGCCUUGGAUCCAGUUGCUCUAGUUUAUAAGUACUGCCUUGUAUCAGUAUCUAACAUAUUAACUUCAACAUGCCAAAAUGAGGUUAGCUCCUUCAAAUAUGUCAGUUUUCCUGUUCAGAUACAUGUUAUGGUAAGAUAUAUUAUACAGUUGGCUAAUCUUCCAUUCUUUUAUAUGCAGAAGAAAUACAAGGGACAAGACUACUUUUUUGCUUUUCUAGUAACAGUGGGAUGUUCGAUUUUUAUUUUAUAUCCGGCAGGAUCUGACAUAAGUCCAUAUGGUAGAGGAAGGGAGAAUACUAUUUGGGGCGUUUCUCUGAUGAUGGGUUAUCUCGGGUUUGAUGGCUUCGCAAGCACAUUCCAAGAUAAACUCUUUAAAGGCUAUGACAUGGAGAUUCAUAAUCAAAUUUUCUACACAACAAUGUGUUCUUGUGUUCUCAUCUUGACUGGUCUAAUUUUACAAGGCCAUUUCCUGUUGUCAAUAGAAUAUGUCUCACACCAUAAUGAUUGUUUCCUUGAAAUUUGUGUUGCUGUCAACUGUGAGUGA
This is a messenger RNA of Humulus lupulus (European hop), 810 nucleotides long. Its product is annotated as UDP-galactose/UDP-glucose transporter 5B-like. The transcript has 9 exons. The coding region runs from base 1 to 810 and encodes 269 amino acids. Lineage: Eukaryota; Viridiplantae; Streptophyta; Magnoliopsida; Rosales; Cannabaceae. Gene Ontology annotation, biological process: transmembrane transport. Gene Ontology annotation, cellular component: Golgi membrane; endoplasmic reticulum membrane. The record is from RefSeq and is a predicted model, not a curated record. Gene Ontology annotation, molecular function: 3'-phosphoadenosine 5'-phosphosulfate transmembrane transporter activity.